Messenger RNA from Leptonychotes weddellii (Weddell seal), 2766 nucleotides. NCBI's taxonomy places the organism in Eukaryota, Metazoa, Chordata, Mammalia, Carnivora, Phocidae. The record is from RefSeq and is a predicted model, not a curated record.
GUAAGCAUGUCAAUUGUUUUGCAUUGUUCCAGGGUGACAUUAUAAAGAUCGUGGCUCUUCUAAUGGAUAUGGAUGUAAGAGCCUUCUAGAGUGCUUUUAAAUUUAUGUAAAUGUUUUCCUUGAAAUCUGUUUAUCCUCAAAAUUUGGCUAGAAAAAAAUAUGUUAUUCUCUCUGGUACACAGGUAAGCCUCAGUGGAAUCUGUACCUUAAUUCUCACCAGUCUGAUUUCUGGGGCAUCUGAAUUGAUCAUGUGUGUUGUAUUUAAUGUUACAGUUACCACUCUCCUUUGAUCACCUAGUGAAGCCAGGCUUAGCAUCUUGUAAUUCAUCACGUAAUUUCCCAUUUCUCUCUCCUGAUGCUGUCGUGCUGGCUUUUUGCAAAGCAAAGGCAGAUGUCAGUGACAGGAAAGGGUCUUAGUGGUUUGAGUCAGGAUUUGCCACACCGGGGCGAGGGGCUGCAGCUUCCUACUAAGGAAGGCGGGGAUGACUGGUUGGAGGUUGUGGGGGCAGAUUUCAGCCUGAGGGAACAAUCUGGCCUGCUGUCUCCUUGCAGUUCUCCCCAGCCUCCACCCCCCUAUAGACCACGUUGGGGCCCUGGAACUGGAGCAUCCUGAGCAGCUGUGGAAUGUGGCAGUAGCUACAGAUUGGCCUCUGAGUGGGAAGGAAAAAGGCAGGGGAGGGUGGUGACGUAGGAUUUGAAAGUAUUAUGGAAACCUGUAAGGGUAGGAUCGCGAAGUGAGGAAGCGCUGCUCUAGAAUCACAGGAGUGCUCACAAACUCUCCGCAAGCUCUUUAAAGUGGUACCAGCUGCUCAUUUCUGCCUUUGGAGUCUCACCUGGAGGGUCACAGAAGUUGUCAUUUCGUCGCCUGAAGUCAGAAGUUACCUUUCCUAAGUGAACUUCAGAGCAAGAGUCAGCAGGCCUUUUUUGUGCAGGGCAAGACAGUAAAUGCUUUAGGUUCUGCAGAUCAUAUAGUCCAUCACAAGCAUUCACCUCUGCCCUUGCAGUGUAGAGAGCAGCCUUACACAGUAAGCAAACAGCUGAGCAGAUGCAUGUAUCAGUAGAAGUUUAUUUGCAAAGAGCAGGUGGCAGGAUGGAUUGGGCCUGUGGGCUUUAGUUUGUCCCGGCCCGGCUUCAGACUGAGCUCCGAACAUCUUUUUCCCUUCUUGGGAGCGGUGCUGCCAGCUCGAUGGUCUCCACCAUGCAUACGUCGUUGUCACCCGCUAGCUCACGACACCUGUAGUUACAUGGACUGUGGCUUCUUUCCAGCGGACGCCUGUGGUCUACUGCGUGAGGUUAGCCAGGGCCCUCGUGGAUGACUACUGCUGUCUGGUGCCAGGAUCCGUGCAGACGCUGAAGCAGAUACUCAGUGCCAGCCCUCGAUUCUGCUGCCAGCUCAUCACCUCCGUCACCGCGCUAUAUGACCUAUCCUCAGAUGACCUCAUCCCACCGUUGGACUUGCUUGAAAUGAUUGUCAGCUGGAUUUUUGAGGACCCGAGGUUGAUUCUCAUCACUUUUUUAAAUACUCCGAUUGCAACCAAUCUCCCAAUAGGAUUUUUAGAGCUCACCCCGCUCACUGGAUUGAUCUGCUGGUGUGUGAAGGCCCCUCUGGCUUAUAAAAGGAAGAAGAAGCCCUCCCUGUCUAAUGGCCACGUCACUACCAAAGUUACAAAGGACUCGGGAGGGAUGGACAGAGACUCCCACCUCCUAUACUCGAAACUCCACCUCAGCGUCCUGCAGGUCCUCAUGAUGCUCCAGGUGCACUUAACCGAGAAGAAUCUCUACGGGCGCCUGGGCCUCAUCCUGUUUGACCACAUGGUCCCGCUGGUAGAGGAGAUCAACAGGUUGGCGGAUGAACUGAACCCCCUCAACGCCUCCCAGGAGAUCGAGCUCUCUCUGGACCGGCUGGCGCAGGCCCUGCAGGUGGCCAUGGCCUCUGGGGCACUGCUGUGCACGAGAGAUGACCUGAGAACCUUGUGCUCCAGGCUGCCCCAUAAUAACCUGCUCCAGCUGGUGAUCUCGGGCCCCGUGCAACAGGCACCCCACGCGGCGCUGCCCCCCGGCUUCUACCCUCACAUCCACACGCCCCCGCUGGGCUACGGGGCCGUGCCGGCCCACCCCGCCCUGCCCACGCACCCGGGGCACACGUUCAUGUCGGGCAUGAGCUUCCCGUUCAGGCCCAUCCGCUAGGCCGGCCCCGGUGCCGCCGAGGGGCAGUGUGCCCUCCGCCCGGGCCAGAGGAAGCCUUCCAGAGAAGGGGGGAGCCGCCCCAUCGAAGAGGACCUUUCGGGGGCAGCCGGCGGCCCCUCGUCCCCGGCGGGACUGUCUUGGUGCGGGAGCUGCGCAGCGUCGCAGCCCGGGGGCCCUCCCCGCCGGGUCACGAUCACAGAAGUCCAGAUGGGAGGCAUGGAAGGAAGGAUGGAAGGCGCCCGCCCAGCCACGUGGGCGUCCUGCCGAGUCGCCGAUUCCACCGGCCGGUGUCUGUGGGUCGUUUCAGACGCGCCAGGAGCCCGUGCUGCCCUGAGCAGAACUGCGAUGAGCAGCAUUUGCAAGUCCCUUUGGCGUCUGUGCGCGGGAAUGUGACGGCCCUGCCACCCGGUGUCCCUGGGAGCUCCGUGAGCUCGAAGCUGGGGCCCGGCGUGGGCCGGGCAGGGAGCAGGGCAGGGGGCCACUCGAGGACUGCCCGUCCGGCCCAAGAGCUCCUCUGUUUUAUUGGGGUCUAAAUUUUCCUUUCAUAUGUUCAAAUAAAUUUUUUUCUAAACAGCUUUA